AUGCAAAAAUGCAAGCUUCCUUUCCACCGGCAGUGGUUACUUGUGACAAGUCGAAAAUAUGUCUGUCCUUCUUGUCGGGCUCGUUUCUCAACUUCGACUCGAAAACAUGAUUCGCGCCCUUUUGGUACCCGUCUUCGAGCAGCUCUCAGGGACACCAAGAUAGAAUGGAAGCCAAUUCCAGUAGGGCUUGGAAUUGCGUCCGUCGGUGCAUUGCAGCUGUAUCGUAUACAAGCCAGGGAAAGGAGACGGCAAGAAGAGGAGGAUCAGGCCAAAGACGAGGCAAAGACCGCCGAAGAUCAUUCAAAGCACCCGCCUAGGAAGCGAGAGCGUAUACGUCCAAGCGGGCCAUGGCAAGUCCAAAUAAUGUCUACGUUGCCCCUCAAAGGACUCUCACGGCUAUGGGGCCGAUUCAACGAAUUAGAGAUCCCAUACUACUUGCGUGUACCAGGUUUUCGGCUCUAUAGCUUCCUAUUCGGUGUCAAUCUAUCGGAAGCUUCUGAGACAGAUCUACACAACUACAAUAACUUAGCAUCCUUCUUCUACCGGAGUCUGAAGGCUGGAGUUCGUUCAGUCGAUCCAGAUAGCUCUGCUCUGCUUUCGCCUGCAGACGGAAAGAUAUUACAGUUUGGUACGGUUGAAAGAGGUGAAGUUGAGCAAGUCAAGGGUGUGACCUACUCGUUGGACGCACUCUUAGGUCGGGAAACCUCAAGAUCAACAGUGGUCAAGGAACAUAUAGCAGACGAUGAGAAGGACAAGUUCAAUGACAAGGAGGCAGAAAGGGCAGACGAAGAAUUCGCAAAGUUAAAUGGUAUCUCCUACACGCUGCCAAAUUUAUUCUCGGGGCCAGAGUCUCACGAGAAUUCCACAUCCAUCGAUGCAUCGACGAACCCUAAGUCCUCGUCAGAAGCAGAAGUACGUGCCGAUCUUGCCCUGGGCGAUGGCAGUAGCAAGUCCUGGUUCUCGCCCAAACAGAGGACACCAACAACGCUCCAUUACGUUGUAAUUUAUCUCGCGCCAGGAGAUUACCAUCGAUUCCAUAGCCCAGCGUCCUGGGUCGUGUCUAUCCGUCGGCAUUUUGCAGGGGAGCUAUACUCCGUGUCUCCAUGGCUUCAAAAGAAGCUGCCCGGCCUCUUCACACUCAACGAACGAGUUGUGCUUCUAGGUCGGUGGCGUUGGGGUUUUUUUAGCUUUAUUCCAGUCGGUGCGACAAAUGUGGGCUCAAUAAAGAUAAACUUCGACAGAGAGCUUCGCACCAACAGUUUGGUAACAGAUACCGAGGCGGAUAAAGCUGCUGAAGAGGCAUCAAGCCGAGGUGAACCGUAUUCGGGCUAUGCUUCUGCAACCUAUAUGGAAGCUAGCAAAGUUUUAGGGGGUCACGCUCUGAAACGCGGCGAGGAGAUUGGAGGCUUUCAGCUUGGCUCUUCAAUCGUCUUGGUCUUCGAGGCACCGACGGGAAGUAGAAAGAGCCUUGACGAAGGCUGGGACGGCGGUGCGAGGGGAGGGGGAUGGAAAUGGGCGGUGAAGAAAGGCCAACAUGUCAAUUACGGGCAAGCCAUUGGCCAUGUACUUGAGUGA
Bacidia gigantensis is the source of this 1575-nucleotide messenger RNA. RefSeq lists its product as uncharacterized. The transcript has 3 exons. The coding region runs from base 1 to 1575 and encodes 524 amino acids. Gene Ontology annotation, molecular function: phosphatidylserine decarboxylase activity. Gene Ontology annotation, biological process: phosphatidylethanolamine biosynthetic process. Lineage: Eukaryota; Fungi; Ascomycota; Lecanoromycetes; Lecanorales; Ramalinaceae. The record is from RefSeq and is a predicted model, not a curated record. Gene Ontology annotation, cellular component: mitochondrion.